Molecule: messenger RNA, 346 nt
Organism: Caenorhabditis sp. 36 PRJEB53466
Lineage: Eukaryota; Metazoa; Nematoda; Chromadorea; Rhabditida; Rhabditidae
Source: the annotation of a GenBank genome assembly
AUGAACUCGUUUCUUAUCGCUCUUCUCCUCGGUAACCUUUCCCCUUUCCGUUCCAUUCAACAGUCGUCUAUUUCCAGCUUCCCUUCUCUUUUCGGUCUUCUCGCUCCCGCUCAUCGGCAUCCGCGACGACGUCUCUUCUGAAUUCGUCGGCGUCGGACUCCGCGACGACGUCCCCCUUCCGAUCCACAAACGAAGGGUCGAGAAGCCUUCCGCGACGUCGUUCUGCUCGGAAAACCGGAAAACGUACGAGGAUUACUGCGCCAAUAUGUGGACGGAUCGGACCACCCGUCUCCAGAAUCUUCUCUUCUCUUUCUGUCCCGGAUACGAGAACCGAUGCCUCCAUUAG